GGGAGCGCGGUUGAAUCACCGAGCGCGCCUCCGUCGGAUCUCCUCUUCUUGCCGUCACACCCACUGCUCGGUGUUGUGGGUUCGCCCCGUAGAGAAGGGGAGGACCGACGAUACACACAGCAGCAGAGAGUGCUGCAGUGUGAGCGCAGCGGGGGACUCGGAAGCGGAGGGGAAAAAAACACACACAUAUACACACACACACGCACACACACACACACGCACACACAUCAUCAGCAGCAUCCUUAUUGCCGAAACUUGGUCUAAGGAGAGAUCUGCAGCGACGCCGUGGCGACACAGGCCGACAUGGAAGAGUAUUUGCGGAGGGUCCAGAGCAGACUCGGGGCCUUAGAAGAUCCCAUCCAUGCUGUUUUAGGUGGACCGGAGCCAGAUGUUGACACUGUGGCUGCAACUCUUUGCAUAGCACUACACCUCAGCCAGAAGGAAACAUCAGGUAGGGUGUGUGUGCCGGUGCUGUGCCGCCGGCAACGUGACGCUAAGUUGCCCGGGGAGACGGUGAGGUAUCUGCGAAAGGUAAAAAUUAGUGAGAGCUCGCUGCUGUGGAGAGAAGAUGUAGACCUCGUGAAGCUUCAUCACAUCGGAAAACUCUCCCUCACUCUGUUGAGAGAUGGACUGCUAGAUAGCUCGGAGUACCACACCUUGGAGUCCAGCAUCCUGCGAGUGGUCCAUCAUGACAGGCAGCAGGACGCAGGGGAUGAUGGGGCGUCGUCCGUGGUGACGACAGUCGCCGGGGAGAUUCUUCAAGAAGCAGCCGAGCACAUCGGAGCAGCGCUGGGGGAGACUCUUGGAGAGGCCUUGCAGCUACAAAGUGAAGCUUUGUGGAUCAAACAUGGCCGUCGGUCAGCACAACUGGACGAGCUCAUAAGAUCCUUGGAGCGUUGGAGUGAUGUUACUGCAGGUCAACAUGUUGCGGCGAAGCUACAAGACUUGGAGCAGCUGCUGACUCUGGAGCUGAAGGAGUUUUCUGAUGGACAGAUGACCAUAGCAUUCACUUCAGUGACCACAUAUAAGGAGGACUGGCAUGGUUAUGUGGACGGGAUGAAAUCAUUCAGCCAUCGCCAUGGCUAUGAUGGUCUGGUGGUUCUCUUAUCCAUCAAUGAUACCGUUCAUCAUCCACGCCAGCAGAUGGCUGUCUACUCAAACAACACAGAUCUCCUAAACCAGAUCUGCUGUGAGUUGGAAGAGUCUUCCAGCUGGUCUCUUUCUGGUAAACUGGAGGCCAGGGAGAGUCUCCAGGUCUACCACAUUCCUAUAAACACCUGCUUAACUUCUGGUACUUCACCUCUGCUGGCAGAAGAAAUACAGGGCCUCCUCAAGGACUUUGUUGACCGGCGGAGCUCUGUAUUAGCCUGCCACCCCAGCAGUAGGACAUCUUCCACAGAGGGAGUGGCAGGCAGCGUGGAGUUCUCCCAGGGAUCAUCUGGUAUCAAUGACAUGGAUGGCUCCGACAUAGAGAGAGCUGAAGGAGGCAUUGGAGAUGUGGUGCCAAUAGCAAGGGUGAUGGCAGAUGGUGAAGAAGACACAGGAAGUAUAGGAGUUGGUGCUGGUGGGGAGCUUGUGAGCCCUGACAGUGGUUUGACAACCAUUCGCAGCAGCCGCUCUUCCAAGGAGAGUUCAGUGUUCCUCAGUGAUGAUAGCCCAGUCGGUGAAAUUAUAGCAGCAGGAGGGCAAGCUGCAGGGCCAGGAGGACUCUUUCUGAGAAACCCCUCUCCCCUGGGAUUGUCAUCCCUCUCCCCACCUGUUCCACCUGAGAGGAGGAAGAACCACUCUGGCAGAAAUAAGAGUGAAAACUUUGACCGGUUUAGUUUUGACCCAGUACAUAGCAGUGACCAGUCUACACCAAGAAGAGGGGAGUUGGAAAAUUCUAGAGUUGGAGGAGAUGAAGGAGUUGGAAGAGCAGGGAGCUCUAGCUUAUCAGAACUUGAAGAGCUGAGCUUGCUGGAUUUCUCUGCUCCCAAUUCAUUUGGCGGGCUUGAAAGUAGAAAUUCUUCCAUUGACCACCAUGGUCGAAUCCAUGGGAAUGACAUGAUUGAAACUGUGGUUCCUCCAACUCCAGUCAACAGCGUGGUAGGUAGCCGCCCAACCAGCAGGUGCGGGGUCAGGUUUUUUCCAGAAGAUGUAGUUGAAAGGAUCAAUGGCCUGCAGCACAAGGACAGUGUGUCAUCGUCAUUGUCAGAGACCUGGGAAGAACUUGGCUUUGACACACAAGGGGCAUUGUCCUCAAAUGACAAUGAUGCCUGGAAUAGGACCAAGGAAUCUGAAAGCCUCCAGAAUAUUGUGGAGGAAGUUAGAGGGAAAGACUCCGUUGAUUAUGUUACAGAACAAGAAAGCAGAGAAGAGAUCUUAAAGUCAGAGAAUGCCCACCAGAAGAAAAAGAGCCUUGAACCCCAGCUUAGUUUGAUCACGGAGCAGACUGAAAACUAUGACACCUGGAACCCAGAUCACGUACGUAACGAUCAAUGGAACCCUGUCACUUUGGCUUAUCUGCAAUUGACACCAUCGGAAGCGGAGGUAACUGGAAAAUGCAAGGCUGAUAUCAUUGGAGUUAAAGAAAAAACAUCCUCAUUGUCGAGAAAGAAAUCAAUCCUAACUUUAACUCCAGACACAUCUAAAGAAGACGACGAAGGGGUACAGGGGGAAAAAGCAGAGAGACAGACGGAGCUCCUAGACUUCUGGACGUACUCAGCUCAGAAGGGAUUUCUCAAAUCGGAUAGUGGAACCACCACGUCUUACCCUGAAUCACUAGAUAUGUGGAAUAUGACAAUCUGGGAUGACAGUCUAUCACCUCUCACGACCCCUGAGAACUUGUCUGGAAACUCAGGUUCUUUUUGUGGGGGGAACCCCAACGUUGGCACAUCUGUGGAAAGUCCGCUAGGAUUCUCUGACGGUGGAAUGGUGAUGUGGAACACCACCAUACAGGAAGACAGCUCGUCCACAAUAACAAGCCCAGAAGGAGCUGAAAAUGGAAAGGACCUGAGUCACAUGGGAUCAUUGGAUGCUAGCGAUUCUCCCGAGACACAUGCAUGCAAACAGGAGGAAGAACAAAAAGCUGUAGAGGAGGAGAUAUGUAUAAAUAAAUUACUUUGUCAGACACCCAAAGACUUGGGGUGGAGAGGUUACGAACACAAUGUGAAAAUAGUCAUAGAGCCAGCAGAAGGUAGAACACAGGAGGAAGAAACAGGUGACAGUGACAUCCAAAGUUUUCAGAGACAACAGUGUGUCUUGCAGAACUUGGCAUCUGAACAUUCAGAAGAUGAGACUUUUCCUUACCAAGGCACUAACAUGUGUGACCUGCCUGUCCCUAGCAUGGUCACCUCUACUUCAGAAUAUGACAAUGUAGGAGCUGGCACUUGGAGUUUGACAUCCUCCCCUGAGACCUAUCCUAGCCCUGUAGUACACAUGAUACAGCUAGAACAGCAGUCUAGCCCUUUUGUAGCUGUGACAAAACCUAUACAGGUAGAUGAGAGGCACACUCAGUACGAAAAGAAUGGUCCUCUGGGACAGACUGAUUACAGAGCAGUCAUUUUAGACAAAGAACAGCCAACCAACCAGGUGUUCCUAUUUGAGGGAGCGAGUGAGUUGGGUCACAUGACCAGCAGUGAGAGUAAGUAUGACAACAAAAGUGGAGAAGGAUCAGAGGAAGCGGAUCAUUCCCCAUUUGUUCUGGUGGACUGCUCCCUUGUCACUCAGACCACUUCAGCCAAUCAUCAUGCAAGUCCAGGAGAAGCCGCUGAGACUCAAAUCCAGGCUGAUCAAUCAUUUUCCCCAAGCAUUUUUGAGUUGGACGAAUUUGUUUCCAAGAAACAUGUUCUGUCAUUUACAAUGCCCCAAAAUAAAGAUGGGCCUACCACUGAAAGCCAAUGUGGCACUGGCAAUUGGAGCAUUGGAAAUGUGGUGGGUGAAACAACAGAAGCCAUGUCUCUAAGCUCCAGCUCUGGGGGGGAUAGAGACACACUAAAGUAUAGCCCCGACAGCCUUCACCCAGGUAGUCAAGACGAACUCAGGUCCAAUUCUGAUGGGGAUUCGUCAUCAGGCCUAGAAAUGGAUUACAUCAUUGUGUCUGGCACAGUAAAAGAAGCUGAGAGAGAAUUCCACGAUAGGCCUAAACAGGGUAACAGGCAAUCAAAAGGUACAAAAAAGUCCAUGGAGACAUUUAGCAUGCUUUCCUAUGCUGCCACAGUACUGCAAACCCAUGCCCAAGCUGCAAGUAGAGACCAUAAGAAGAACACAGAACAAAGUAGACAAAAACAAAUGACCAGAGAAACUGACAGUACACAUAGCAAAGUUACAGAGCAAAGUCAAGCGGCCUUAUGCGCUCAUUACCAAGCAAGUCUUGAUGAUGCCACUGAGCAUUACGUGCCAGAAAUUGUCAGUCCCAGCCAAUCAAAAAAUAACUCUGAAGCUUUAUAUCAGUCUGAUUCAAGACCAACAGGUUACAGUCAAACACAGGUAGAAGAAGGAAGCUAUGAUGAUAAAUCAAGCAUUGUGGCCAGAAGUGUGUCUCCAUCUUUAAGAUAUCCGUCAGAUCACUUCCUGAAAACCAGAGAGGAAGUUUAUGUCCAUUCACAGAUCUCAAUGGAAGAUUCAGAUGAGGGUGGGCAGUCACCCUCUGCACCUCCACCAGACUUUCAAGUCUGGGGGGGGCAGUUAGCGAGACAGGACGCACCACAAACAUCUGAACCACAAUCCCCUCUACUUACCAACAGUUCAGUCUCCCACACAAGCUCUUUGAUUGGCACUCCAUUAAGUGAAUCUGGUAUUUCUACUGACAGAGGACUUGGAUUACCAUUUUCUGGAGAUUUGAUGGAAGAGGAGAAUGAUGAGGAAGAGCAGGAAGAGGGAACUGAUAAGGAGCUUACUACCUUGCCAACAUGGACUUCAGAAGUACAAAGUGCAAGUGAGGAAAAACAACAGUUUGGAUCUUCUGAUCUGCUUAGUUUCACUGAGGAGCUGAUUGGAGGUUCCUCAUGGCAACAAACAGAUUUGCAAUCACUCGAACCAAAGAGGGACAGAUCCCUACAGAAUACAGUGGAUUACUAUAAUCGACAACCUAUGAGGGCUGUUGAUUAUUAUAAUUGGUCGACUGAACAACAGACUGGAGAUCAUGAAUCUUCUCAAGAUGGCUAUUCACCUGUUUCAAGACAAUCCCAACAGGGAGACGGUGCAGCAGGCAUGAUGGCCUCCAGUGAGGAGGUUGCUAAGGAGAGGGAUAACAAAGAAGAUCCAUUAUCCUCGGCGGAUCUGUCAGGUGGGUCCAAUCAAAGGAGAAAGUUGGCAGCUCCACCAAUGAAUGUGUCACUGGACUGCAGUGAGGGGUCUCUUCUCUCAGAAGAUGCCCUGGACACAGAGGACGAAGCCUUGGAUACUGGUGAUGACCUCGAUGUCAACAUAGAUGAAGACACACCUGAUGAGGCUGACUCACUGGAGUUCAACAGACACGGGAACUCAAAAGAGUCUAAUCUGGGUGCAGGAGCCGCAUCAAGUGAUGCCAUGGCAGGACACAGAUCAGCUGAGGAGAGCAGGGAAAACAGGCUGUGGAGGAGCGUGAUGAUUGGAGAGCAGGAGCAUCGCAUUGAUAUGAAGUGCAUUGAGCCAUACAAAAGAGUAAUUUCUCAUGGAGGUUAUUACGCCGAACAGAAUGCCAUCAUCGUGUUUGCAGCAUGCUUCCUACCGGACAGCGACUGUGACAAUUACAAUUAUGUAAUGGAAAACCUUUUUCUGUAUGUAAUAAGUACCUUGGAAUUAAUGGUGGCAGAAGAUUACAUGAUUGUUUACCUGAAUGGCGCCACACCCCGCAGGAGGAUGCCCGGCUUUACCUGGAUGAAAAAGUGCUACCAAAUGAUAGACAGAAGACUGAAGAAAAACCUUAAGAUGUUCAUCAUCGUCCAUCCUUCCUGGUUUAUACGGACUUUGCUGGGAAUCACCAGACCCUUUAUAAGCUCCAAGUUUAGCAGUAAGAUCAAGUAUGUGAACAGUCUGCAGGAGCUUGGGGAAAUCAUCCCAAUGGAGUUUGUCUACAUUCCACCCAGCAUUGUAAAGUAUGACGAGGAGAGGGGUUUACACAAAUUUGCAUGCAUGAGACUGGAUACAGAAUUGCAAGACACAGCAGCUAAAGCUGACAAGACGGGGAAGUCUUUUGUUUGACAGUUACAAGAUACCUGGCUGCUGCCCAUCUUCUCCCUACAUUAUGCUGUACUUUACCACAGCAUAUCUGAAUAUAAACCAGCCUGCAGCAUGAUGUGUACGGCACAUAGUUGUUGCAAUGGGUAAGAAAGAAAGAAUCUGUGGUACAAAAUAUCAGGCCUAUGCUUGUUUUUUGAGGAAAGUACGAAUGUGAGAGUGCUGAACAUGUACAUGUCAGAGACUCGCUUUCCUGAAAGGGAGAUGCUUUAUCCUGUAUUACUGUACCUUACACAGCACUUAAUUGUGUACAUCAUUCUAGCUUUUGUUUUCUUUGACCAAAUUUUAAUUUGAACAAUACUUAGAUUCUUAUGUAAUUCA
Etheostoma spectabile (orangethroat darter) is the source of this 6519-nucleotide messenger RNA. RefSeq lists its product as uncharacterized. Lineage: Eukaryota; Metazoa; Chordata; Actinopteri; Perciformes; Percidae. Bases 304 to 6162 code for a protein of 1952 amino acids. The record is from RefSeq and is a predicted model, not a curated record. The transcript has 19 exons. Gene Ontology annotation, cellular component: cytoplasm.